Molecule: messenger RNA, 600 nt
Organism: Cuscuta campestris
Lineage: Eukaryota; Viridiplantae; Streptophyta; Magnoliopsida; Solanales; Convolvulaceae
Source: the annotation of a GenBank genome assembly
CAAAGAGAGUUCCCAACACCAUCAUAGGUGUGGCCAAGGAUUCGGGUUCCAGCCUUCUCACCCUCUCUCCCUCUCUUCAAAAAUGCCCAAACCCGAUUCCUUGGCCACACCUGUGAGGGUGUUGGGAACUCUUUCUGCAACAUGGGUGAUUUGGCUUUUCCGCCAUGUUUUCUGCCGUUUCUUGCAGCUCUGCGUCCGGAUUUUCCGGGGCGCGGCUCAUUCGGAGGCCGGAGCAGGGGACGUCGCUGCCCCGGCUAAUUUGGUGGCCGGAGCACGGGACGUCGCCGCUGCCGCUGGGGAUGGGUGGAGAUUGUUGAUCCUCGCCAUCAUCCUGGCCGGGAGAUGGCCUCCGUAGGCAGAUGCGGAUUUUUUGUAUAUUGUUAAGAUUGCUAUGUUGUAUGUGCUCCAGUGGUUAUGCGCGUAUUUAAAAUUAUGAAAUGGUUGCGUGUUCCAUUCUUCCUGCUCCACGUCUGUGAUUUUUUUCUUUAAUAGCUUCACAAUUUUAAUGUUCUUUUUUCAUUACUCCAUAAAGAAAAACUCUUCAUAGCAAAGACAAAAAAAAACACAUGUUAAAUAGGUUAAUCAAAUUAUAACUGUUUC